ACGUAGCGGCGCGGUGCCGCGGGGCGGAGGAUGGCGUGCGGCGGCGGCUGCUGCUCGGGCGCGGGGCGGCUGAACGCGGACAACGCGCGGUUCCUGCUCCUGGCGGUGCUGAUCGCGCUGUACAUGCUGUGCGGAGCCGCCGUCUUCUCGGCCAUCGAGCUGCCCGGCGAGCGGCGGGCCAAGCAGCGCUGGGAGGAGCGGCUGCAGAACUUCACCCGCCGCCACAACCUCAGCCGCGCCGAGCUCCGAGACUUCCUCCGCGAGUACGAGGAGGCGAGCGUGGCGGGCAUCCGCGUCGACGACAUCCGUCCCCGCUGGGACUUCACCGGCGCCUUCUACUUCGUGGGCACCGUCGUUUCCACCAUCGGGUUUGGCAUGACCACCCCAGCCACCGUUGGAGGCAAAAUUUUUCUUAUAUUUUAUGGCCUUAUAGGAUGUGCAGGGACCAUCUUGUUCUUUAACCUGUUCCUGGAGCGCCUGAUCACUGUCAUAGCCUAUGUCAUGAAGUCCUGCCAUGAGAGACAGCUGAGGAGGAAAGGGGUCCUCCCUCAUGACGGCCGGCGGGGCUCAGGGACCUCGGAGGCAGACAGCCUAGCAGGCUGGAAGCCCUCAGUGUACUACGUCAUGCUGAUUUUGUGUGUAGCAUCACUCAUCAUCUCCUGCUGUGCCUCUGCAAUGUACACACCGAUUGAAGGGUGGAGUUACUUUGACUCACUGUACUUCUGCUUCGUGGCCUUCAGCACCAUUGGCUUUGGUGAUCUGGUCAGCAGCCAGAACACCCACUAUGAGAGCCAAGGCCUCUACCGCUUUGGCAAUUUUGUCUUCAUACUCAUGGGGGUUUGCUGCAUCUAUUCCUUAUUUAACGUGAUCUCUAUCGUCAUCAAACAAUCCAUAAACUGGAUACUAAAGAAGCUGGACUGCAGGUGCUGCCAGAGAUGCCAAAGAAAAUUAUUUCGGUCGCGGAGGAACGUGGUAAUGCCAGGAAACGUGCGUGGGCGGAGAAACAUCUCCAUCGAAACUGACAUCAUCAACGAGAGCGACACAGAUGGACGCCGGCUGUCAGGCGAGAUGAUCUCAAUGAAGGACUUCCUGGCCUCCAACAAAGUUUCACUGGCCAUCAUGCAGAAACAGCUGUCUGAAACUGCCAAUGGCUACCCACGGCAAAUGAGCUCAAAGCAAAAUGGAUUCUCUGGUGGAGUUGGAGCCCUAGCAAUUAUGAAUAACAGACUGGCAGAGACAAGUGUGGAUAGGUAAUAUAAUACAGAACAGUAUUAUAAAAUAGUACAGGAAUAACAGUGAAUCAGUGUGAAACAUUUCAACACGUACAAAAACAAUGUGCAUCACAUGGAUAUACCUAGGGAGAGUAUUGUCCUAGGGAGAGAGUGAGGUGGAUGUGAAAAGCCUACUUUCUGUUGGAAGACCACUCACACGUUUUUGGGCUGUCACUUAAUAUCAUGGCUCUAUGAAUUGCACCAGUCUUAGCCUUCUUUCUUCCCCUCCCUUCUGUGCCUCCAACAGGCCACUGCAGGAGAAAUUCAAUCAGUUUUUCAUGUCCUUUGUUUUUCCACUUCUGCGAAAUACAGAUUUCAGGAAAGGAAAUCUGUAGUAUUGGAACAAAUCAAGAGUAUCUUCUGAACAUAUUCUCAAUUCAAAGAUUGUUUUGAGCUUUCUGUCUUAUUCUUCUCAUAAUUGUUUUCUGAAGGUAGCUUAUUUAAGACUGAAGGAGGAAUCAUUAUAAGCCUUUCUCUGUCAUAUUGCAGAUCUAAUUAGAUCUAAUGUAAUGUAAUAGGAAAAAUAACUGAAAAUAGAAGAAAAAGAAAACACAUCUAUUUUCUUUUAAAUGUCAUUCCUUGAAAUGUGUUCCUGUUGUGAAACAGCUAGGCUUGAAAAGCCAGGUUCUGCUGCCAUUAAUACUGUAUAAAUCUGGAGCAAUUAUGUGAAAGAUGGACUAAGUACUGUGGAGCUACUGUGAUUUGAACAAGAGGAGAAUUUGGCUUUUAGAAUUGAAUUUAGUCUUCCCUUUAAAAGGAUGCUGUCAAAAGUGAUAAAAUAAAAAAUUAGCCUACUUUUGGUUUUUUUCUACUGGCAAAACAUGUGAUUUUCCCAAGGCUACUUUUUCUUCUAAAACUGAAUCACAGUUUUCUGUUUCAGAAAUAUCCAGUUAAUUGAAAACAAAAUGCCAUACUGACAAGCUGUAUGAAUUACUGUAUAAUAACAACCGGAGAAUUUUACAAAUUUCUGUUCGUAUUAUACUCAAUUGUGACUGAAGCAGUUCAGCAUCAACAUUAUGUAAUCUAACUAGUAACUGGAUUUACAGAACAGGCUUCGUUAUGCAAUUAGAUUGCCAUGCCAACAUUCAGUGCAUUAUUAUAAGUGACUGUGGUCACAAAAUCACUUCAGCAAUGUCCUUUUCACCUUUCAUGCAGUUUUGUCUUUCUUCACCUGUUUUCUGGCAUUCAGUAAUGAUAAUGACAGGCUCUUGAUUAUAGAAUUAGAAAAUGUUUAACUACUCAUUUUUCUCAAUGAAAUGCUAUGAGUGUUCAUUAUGACUAGAAAGGAGACUUCAAUGAGAAGCAUAAUAACAGCGAGAAGAAUAUGAAAACAGGAAACUGGGUGAUCUUUAAUGACAGUGAAAUCAUGCUUUCUAUUAGAUAACUGGAGAAAUAAGGGAUUGAAUUAACAUAGAGUCUAGUGAGAAUUUAAGGAGGUCUGGGUUGAAUUCCUGGUUCUUCUUUAACUGUGCAAUGCAUUAGAGCUAAACAGUAUAUGAGUGUAAAUAAGCUGAAUGGGUCACAAAGGACCUGAUCCAAUUCUCCCUAAAGAGAAUAGUACAUGUAUCAGGACUGAAAGUUUUCUCACUUCUGUUUAGCUAGAAUACUUUCCAGAAUACUACAAUUUUAGGGCAUUUAAAGGAGCCCUAUGCAGUUCUUAAUUUCUCUCAUAUAGAACAAUGCAAAUAGCCUCUUCAGUUUACAGAAUAGUAUCAUAUCCUUUUUCUUCAUUCUGCCUCAAAGUUCUUUUAUUUAGGUUCCUCAUACUGUAAGAUAAUAUUUCAAUACUCAUUUUAAGCAAUAUUUGAAUUCGAAAAGAAAACAUACCUCUUAGAAUUUUUCAUACAAUAAAGGAAAAUCAGAAAAUCAACAACUGCACUUAACUCAUGAAAAAGAAUUGCAAGCUCUUCCUGACAUUCUAAAGUUAAAAUAUUCCGAUUAAAAGUCAAAUUGUGCUGUCCUUAGGUACAAGGAGAUCUUCGAGCUGCAGCCAUUACUUGAAAGCCUGCUGUCAGCUCAGCUGUGCAGCAGCGAAAUGUCCCUCCACAUUUGCCUUUAUGUAAAAUCCAAAUCAGCUCACAAAUCUUAACUUUGGUAAGAAAAGCAAUCACAUUUGUCUCCAGCGAUUUUAUGUAUUUUCAGAAAAUGCUGCUGAAUUGUUUUAGUUACAUUAUUGUAUCCAAAAUCUGUUACAUUUUUACACUUUUUUUCUCCCAAAGCUUUGUCUCAACCUUACUGAAUAAAAAUACUUGGAUAUAAAAAGAGAAAAGUACUUCUCUGAAGCCUUCUUUCAGAUUUCAUUCAGCAGUGUCUCUGUUCACUGCCUGUAACCCUAAGAUUUCACUGUUACAGAAGUAUUCCUCAUGCUGCUACCUAUGGGAAAUAAUUUAGGACUUGACUCAUUGCUUAAGCAGAGUUCUCAUCCCGAUCAGAACAGCCACAACCUUGGAAAGUGCAGCUUACAUCUCCAUUUAUUCUGGUUAUUAAAUCUUACUUACUUGAAAA
This is a messenger RNA of Numida meleagris (helmeted guineafowl), 3776 nucleotides long. It is a transcript of the gene KCNK13, whose product is annotated as potassium two pore domain channel subfamily K member 13. Bases 31 to 1254 code for a protein of 407 amino acids. The transcript is spliced from 2 exons. Gene Ontology annotation, biological process: stabilization of membrane potential; potassium ion transmembrane transport. Lineage: Eukaryota; Metazoa; Chordata; Aves; Galliformes; Numididae. The record is from RefSeq and is a predicted model, not a curated record. Gene Ontology annotation, cellular component: membrane. Gene Ontology annotation, molecular function: potassium ion leak channel activity.